Molecule: messenger RNA, 425 nt
Organism: Acaulospora colombiana
Lineage: Eukaryota; Fungi; Glomeromycota; Glomeromycetes; Diversisporales; Acaulosporaceae
Source: the annotation of a GenBank genome assembly
UCGCAGACAAGGUUGCAGAGGUUGUACGAACUAAUGAGUACGAUUUCGUGAUGUGCAACUUUGCACCACCUGAUAUGGUGGGCCACACCGGAAAGUAUGAUGCAGCAGUCCAGGCAAUCACCCACUCCGAUGAUGCCGUUAAGGCUAUCUAUGAAGCCUGUAAAGAGGCGGGUUACAUACUUCUCAUCACAGCCGAUCAUGGAAAUGCAGAGCAAAUGGUCAACCCCGAAACAGGGAAUCCCCAUACUGCCCAUACAACCAACCCAGUACCCUUCAUUAUGACCGCCGACACAAAUAAGUACACGUUCACUGAAGAUGAAGCUGGUGAAGAGGAGGGAGCGUUGUGCGAUGUUGCACCUACAAUACUAGCGUUGAUGGUGUGUAUGAUGAAAGGAGGUUCGCCACCUGCUGACUCAAAUUCAUAG